AUGGUAAACCGCGAGAUGUCUUGUCGGCUGCAUCUGCUGUUUGGAGUGCUUGUCGCAUGCCUGGCAGCGGCAUGUCAAGGCUUUACUGUGCCGCCAUGCUCCCACCGAAUUGCCUCUUGCUGCCAAACUCCCACUACCGGUCGGUUAGUCUUGAGCAGCAACAAGAACGACGGCAAUGACGAUGACGACAAGAAGAAGAAGGUGUACCAAGACGAAGAAGAGGCAUCCCGCAAAGUGUUUGACAGUCUAUCGACUGGUCAAGGCUUUGACAGUGCCAUUUUCGCUUUCGGUAUUGGCUUUUUGGUAUUUGGUUUCCUGCUCAACAUUCUCGGUUACGACUAUGUCGUCAAGGAUGGACGAUUGACCAUUGAUACGAUAGAAGCUCGUCAGUUUCAAACCGAAGUCAACAAGGCCAUGAAGGCCCAAAAAAGAGAGAAUGCACCUCCCAGCGCCAUUAACAGUGUCGAUGUCCCGCCAGCAGCAUCAUUAUUAUUGGAAGCACCACCACCACAAGAAUGA
Messenger RNA from Seminavis robusta, 519 nucleotides. Lineage: Eukaryota; Bacillariophyta; Bacillariophyceae; Naviculales; Naviculaceae. The record is from the annotation of a GenBank genome assembly.